This is a messenger RNA of Acanthamoeba castellanii str. Neff, 1215 nucleotides long. RefSeq names its product GTPase, putative. The transcript is spliced from 2 exons. The record is from RefSeq and is a predicted model, not a curated record. Bases 1 to 1215 code for a protein of 404 amino acids. Gene Ontology annotation, molecular function: GTP binding. NCBI's taxonomy places the organism in Eukaryota, Discosea, Longamoebia, Acanthamoebidae.
AUGGGCAGCGUCUGCCACCUCGACGGUGACGUCGACACGAACAAGCCCGCCGUUCGGACAUCAACGUCGGUCCUUCCGCCUCCUUCGACUCCUUUGGGCGUCGCUAUCGCUCGAAAGGUGGGAUGGAAAUGGCCCACCUUCUGGGGAGCCAGACGCAGCCCGGCGAGAGACGGGCAUUGCUCCGCGACGAGGACGGUGCUCAUCCGCAGAGACGAGUUGCAGGGUCUGGUGCUGUUGCUCGUCGUGCUCUGCGACAUCACCAUCGCCACCGCCACCGUCUCUCCCGACAUCUCGCUGGUGGUCGUGGGGAACCCCGGCGUUGGCAAGUCCUUCCUGUGCAACAUCUUCCUCCAAGAAAACGCCUUCAAUCACGCCUGGCAGGUCGGCGCCUGCACGAAAAAUGCCGAGUUCCGUACGGCCGUGCUCUCGGGCGACAGCGGCGAGACCCCGCAGGUGGUGCACGUGCACAACGUGCCGGGCCUGAUCGAGCACGACCCGGCGCGGAUGGCCGCGAACAAGCAGGCCAUCGGCCAGGCGUUCGCCCAGCCAGGCGAGCACAUCAUCAUGUACGUGUUUGCGCCCGGCCGCGGCGGCAGGCUCGAGGCGUCCGAUUUUGCAGCCUACGAAGCCCUGCGCAACGCUUACAAUUUCCAGACGACCUCGGUGGUCUUCGUCUUCAAUCUGAUGCCGGCCUACGACGACGAGAUCGUGGGUAUGGCCAUGCGCCUGAUCGACUGGCCGGCGAACAAGCCCUUCAAUCACGUCUUCAUCGAUCACGAUCCCGAGCUGGCCUCCGGCUCCCGGCCGUUUGACUUCAAGAGUAACAAGGCGGCCGCGAUGCGAAACAGGCUCCUGCAGGCGAUGGAUCUGGCCAUUCCCUACCGCCACGAGAAGAUCAAGGAGAUCGAGCUCGCUCGCGACCGGGUGGUCCAGCUCGAGGGCGUCAUAACGUCGAUGGAACAAAAGAUCGCCGAGGCCAAACAGCAGGUCGAAGAUUUUGGUCGGCAGAUCGGAGAGGCCAACGGUCAAAUCGCGGAAGGCCAGCGUCGCCACGCAGAAAUGGUGCAGUACGUGGAGACCCUUCGACAGGAGGCGCAGCGGGCCCGCCACGAUCUCGAGCAGGAGCGCAAGAAGCGCAAGAAGCGCAGCUGGCUUUCCAAGCUCGGCGAUAUUGUUGGCGUCGUAAUGCAACGGGCUGUCGGCCAAAUCAUCUAG